GUCCAGUUACAUCUUUUGACUGUCACAGAUGGCCUCCCAGAAAUCUCCAAAGGAAACUGUCCUCAUUACAGGAGGAGGUGGCUAUGUUGGUUUCUGCCUAGGCUGUGCUCUGAACCAGAAAGGAGCCAAUGUGAUUCUGUUUGACAUCAGCAGCCCCGUUCAGACCAUUCCAGAAGGAGUCAAAUUUGUACAUGGAGAUAUCCGCCACCCCUCUGACAUUGAGAAAGCCUUCCGGGGUGUGGAUGUCACCUGUGUGUUUCACAUUGCCUCUUAUGGCAUGUCAGGGCGGGAGCAGUUGAACCGAAACCUGAUAGAAGAAGUCAACGUCGGGGGCACAGAAAACAUCCUGCGGGCCUGCAGGCGGAGAGGGGUGCUGAGGUUUGUUUACACUAGCACUUUCAAUGUCGUGUUUGGAGGGCAAGUUAUCAGAAAUGGAGACGAAUCUCUGCCUUACCUACCUCUUCACCUCCAUCCUGAUCACUAUUCUCGGACCAAGUCGAUUGCAGAGAAGAAAGUGCUGGAGGCAAAUGGCGCAGCCCUGGAAGGGAGCGAGGGUGUUCUGAGAACCUGUGCCCUGAGACCAGCUGGUAUUUACGGGCCUGGAGAACAAAGGCACCUUCCCAGGAUUGUGAGCUACCUCGAGAGGGGACUGUUCAAGUUUGUGUACGGGGACCCUGGGAGCCUGGUUGAAUUUGUCCAUGUGGAUAAUUUGGUGCAGGCUCACAUUCUGGCCUCAGAGGCCCUGAAAGCUGACAGGGGCUACAUCGCUUCAGGGCAGCCCUACUUCAUCUCAGAUGGCAGACCCGUGAACAACUUCGAGUUCUUCCGGCCUUUGGUUGAGGGCCUGGGCUACACAUUCCCAUCCACCCGCCUGCCGUUGACCCUCAUCUAUGGCCUGGCUUUCCUAACAGAGAUGGUCCACUUCAUUUUGGGUCAGCUGUACAACUUCCAGCCCUUCCUCACCCGCGCUGAAGUUUACAAAACUGGUGUCACACAUUACUUUAGCCUAGAGAAAGCCAGGAGAGAGCUGGGUUAUGAGGCUCAGCUGUUUAGCCUCCAGGAAGUAGUCGAAUGGUUUAAAGCCCGCGGUCAUGGCCGAAGUCCUGAGAGUCAUGACUCAGGAUGGCUUGUUUGGAAUGGGCUGGUGGUUUUCCUCCUGGUCAUAGCAGCUUUUGCAUGGCUGCCUUCGUCUUUGAUUCUGUCAGUGUGAAUGAGGAGCUCAAGACAAGGAGCUCAUCACACUUGCAGAGAUGGUUUUCAAGAAACACAGGGUUUUAAGUAUAUAUAGUGAUAGCUGGUGCCAAAUUUUGACUCUUCAAAUUGCUGCUUAAAAAUGAAUUCUUGGAUUAAAUCUUCAUUUCUUAUCUCCUUACACUAAUCUCUGAUGGGAGAAAAAUGAAGCAAAGGCAAGUUUGAAAUGUAGUUUCUUAUGUCCUUCUAAUUUAAAGGGCACAAUAGAAUCACAGAGCUAGGCUUAGGGUGGAAAUGAAUUCCUGAAUUUCUCAGAAGCCAAAAAUGCACUUAUUUCUGUUCCAGACACUAUGCACAUACUUAAAAUGUACUAAAAAUCCAACUGAUAUAGGAUUGUAUUGCAGAACACUAAUAGGCUUGGAAAUGUGUGGAACACACCAAAUUGGACCAGACCCACCCUCUGAGGAGGUGAUGGCUUUUGUGGAGGAGGCAUUAGUUGUUCAAAGCAUACGUUUUAGGUAUCACUUUUGCACUUUGUGAUGUAAGGGCCAUUAUGUCUAUGACCAGAUGGUGCUGUUUGGUGUUUAAAUAAAUAGACCUGGACCCUACCUCACUGAAUUCUUGUGAGGAUUAAAUUAGAAAAAGCAUGCAAAGUGUCACUCAACACACAUAACCAAUUGUUUUUAAUAAUAUUGUUGAUUACACAUCCAAAGUAUUCUCAUCGAUGCCUGCUGGAAUGCCUUUGUGGCAUGCCUACAGACCCUGCAAUAAAUGUGUUUGAAUAUACUCAGUGUUGGCAGAAUUUUGGCUUCUGAGGAUAGAUUGAAGUUUAGGAAAAAUCUGAUGAUUAAGGGAGGUGGUCAGGCUAGAUGAUGCCAUUUUUCAUCAAAAAGUGAAGCAUAACUUUAAUAGACUGAUUUUCUCGCUGGAAAGAAUUUGGCUGUCUGGAGGCAACUCCCAAAGGGGAAUGUUGUAAAUAAUGGCAGCACUGUCUAGCCACCCAUGGAGAGGGCUGUGGAAGAUGCGCAAGUCACACCGUUGCAUAGGAACCAAAGUGGGAGGAGACAGAAUCCAUGGAUCCAGCCACAGGAAGGAUAGCAUUGGAACAUGAUAAGGAGGAGAGAUUUCUGUAGAAAGUCGUGUUAGAGUUAUUCUGAGAGUAGUAGAAGUAGCUGCUAGAUGAAUAGUCCCUGCUGACUACUGCCUGGAUGUUUUGGAAAGAGCAGUGAACAUGAUGUCGAAGAACUGCCUUAACCAUAAGUAUUUCGUGUGGCCUUAACCAAGUGACAGAAGGCUUUCUAGACCUCAGUUUCCUCAUUUGGGAAAUAGGAAUGACUGUAUUUGCCCUUUCUAUCAA
Molecule: messenger RNA, 2548 nt
Organism: Trichechus manatus latirostris (Florida manatee)
Lineage: Eukaryota; Metazoa; Chordata; Mammalia; Sirenia; Trichechidae
Gene: SDR42E1
Product: short chain dehydrogenase/reductase family 42E, member 1
Exons: 2
Coding region: 29-1210 (393 amino acids)
Biological process (GO): steroid biosynthetic process
Molecular function (GO): 3-beta-hydroxy-Delta5-steroid dehydrogenase (NAD+) activity
Source: RefSeq, a predicted model, not a curated record